Molecule: messenger RNA, 2318 nt
Organism: Triplophysa rosa
Lineage: Eukaryota; Metazoa; Chordata; Actinopteri; Cypriniformes; Nemacheilidae
Gene: noa1
Product: nitric oxide associated 1
Exons: 7
Coding region: 107-2311 (734 amino acids)
Molecular function (GO): GTP binding
Source: RefSeq, a predicted model, not a curated record
GCGAGCGCCGCUGUUUUCUUUCUCACGUGGGUUCGUUGUUUUUCAAGGUUGUAGUGUAUGUAGGGAUGUAACGCGUUUUGGAGCACAAAUUGUAAUUGCUGUAACAAUGUACAAGUUUUGGGGAUCAUCGAUCUUUAAAUUCUACUCUCGUACGUGCUUAAAUCAUGCUUCAGUCUCGAGACUGCAGCUGUCAAGAUGUCAAGAGAUGGAGAUGUUACCACGACCGUGGUCAGCAGAUCUGAAGUGCAGAUUAUCCAGAAGUGUGGUUUCAAAUCCAAGAUGUUACAGCACUGAAAAGGGACCUCGGAUGACAGCAGCAGGUCAUCCUCAGAAUAAGAUCAACUCAGAUCUGUACACAUUCGUGGAACCACAUAGAGAAGAGGAUUUUGUGUUUCUGGACUUUGUUGAACCAGUGGACAAUAAAGAUGAUGACCUGCCUGAUCAUCUACAAUUACCUGAGCCAACUGCUAAACUAAAAAUUCAUAAGACGACUAAACCAGACAUAAACCGUAGAGGAGUGGAAAUACAACUGAACCGUUUAAAAGAGUCCAAAGUGGAGGAAGACUCGUGUAUUGAGUUUCACGAUGAAGGAUUCCCUCUGGAGGUACAUACUAAAUCAAAGAGAAUCAAAAAGCAUCAGAAGAUUUAUGGUACCCCUGAUGUGGAGAUGCCCGUCAGUGACACAUGUUGCUCUGGAUGUGGUGCUCUCAUGCACUGCGCUGACCCUGACAUGCCAGGUUACCUGCCAAGCGAGAAGUUCAAAGCCCUUACGGAGGAAGAUAAACUGAAGAAGGCCAUUUGCCAGCGCUGCUUCUUGAUCAACCACCACCAGAAGGCUUUAAACAUCACCAUGUCCAAAGAGGAGUACAGAGCGGUUGUAGGGAGGAUUAAAUCUGAAAAGGCUUUGGUGGUGUUGAUUGUGGAUCUUCUUGAUGUUCCGGACUCCAUAAUCCCGGACCUUCCCGAGCUGGUUGGGACUAACAAACGCAUUAUGAUUUUAGGAAAUAAAAUAGACCUGCUGCCUGGAGAUGCAGAGAAUUACAUGCAGCGCAUCAGACGACAGCUGGGGGCCUACUGUGCCAGCAUGGGCAUUUCUAUCAAAGAUCCUAAAGACAUCCACCUUAUUAGUGCCAAAACAGGUUAUGGGAUAGAAACCCUGAUUUCGAGACUGCAGUCCACCUGGAGGUACAAGGGUGAUGUGUAUUUAGUUGGGACUGCUAAUGCUGGGAAAUCCACACUGUUUAAUACGCUGUUGGAGUCUGAUUAUUGCAAAUCCAGAGCUUCAGAUGUGAUCCAUAAAGCUACCAUAUCUCCAUGGCCUGGAACAACGUUAAACCUCCUGAAGUUUCCCAUCAUCAACCCAACCCGCUACCGUAUGCACAGAAGGGCAGAGAGACUUAAACAGGCGUCUCUUCUGACAGAGGCAGACAUGAGCCCACAGGAACUGAAGAGAAUCAAACAGUUUAGCAAGCGGGGAUACUUGGUCGGUCACAUUGGGAGGACGUUCAGAACAGAUCAGUCUCACAAGAAAACCCUUGUCGAGUUUGAUCCUGACAGCCUGAGCUUUGGAGAAGAUCCAGAGGAAGACAACAUACAGAAUGUGUCCCAAGAUGCCACCACAGACACAGAACUCACCUACAAUGAAAUUAAAGAUGCUCAUUGGUUCUAUGACACCCCAGGCAUAAUGAAAGAAUGUGACAUUCUCAGCCUGUUGAACGAGCAGGAAGUGAAGUUGGUGGUACCUACUCAGGCCAUUACACCAAGAACGUUUGUAAUGAAGCCCGGUAUGGUCUUAUUUUUGGGAGCUUUGGUACGCAUCGAUUAUUUGGAGGGGGAAAACUCAUGCUGGUUAACAGUUGUGGCAUCAUCUCGUGUUCCAGUUCACAUCACCAGUUUGGAAAAGGCUGACGCAAUCUACAAGAAACAUGCUGGGAAUGUCCUUCUUGCAGUCCCAUCAGGUGGUGAGGAGCGCAUGAAAGAAUUUCCACCACUUAUUCCUCAAGACUUUGAACUCCUGGGGCAGGGAUGUGACACAGCUAUUACUGACAUCAAACUUUCAUCUGCGGGCUGGGUUGCCGUGACUGCAGCUGAAGGACAACUGUUGCUGAGAACUCACGCCCCAGAGGGGGCAGGACUGUGUCUGCGCACCCCGCCUUUACUGCCCCACAUUGUCAAUCUGAAAGGAGAACGAAUCAAAAAGACUCCUGGCUAUAAGACCAAACAGCCACAAGUGCUGGUGGAUGCCGGCCUUUCUGCAAAAGCAGCUGAGAGACUGAAAGUUAGAACAAAAAAAUCUAACAAUAAAACUUAAAUACAUU